Messenger RNA from Lachancea lanzarotensis, 687 nucleotides. RefSeq names its product LALA0S09e05072g1_1 (gene MIC27). NCBI's taxonomy places the organism in Eukaryota, Fungi, Ascomycota, Saccharomycetes, Saccharomycetales, Saccharomycetaceae. The record is from RefSeq and is a predicted model, not a curated record. The transcript has a single exon. Bases 1 to 687 code for a protein of 228 amino acids.
AUGUCUCACAAUUUCUACGGCAAAGAUGCCGGUACUCCGAAAUCGAUGGAGGUACCUUUGGUGCCCGAUGUUGUGACCCCCACAGACCUUACAACAACGACUUUAUCGACAGGCAAUAACAUCUACAAUUCGAAGACUUUGGAUGAGUUAUUCGGGAAUUGGCGUGGUAGUGUGGUUCACAAGUACCAGAUUUACAAGUCUGAGCUAGAAACACAGAAAAGUGCUGUGGCAAACGAGUACGAAAGCCUCAGAAAACAUGUUUCUGAACAGGUCUUGACAGACAAAUACGAAAACGCGGAAUUGUUAGUUCCCACCAGUGUGCUGGCUUUGGGUGCCUUUUUCAGUGGGAGAGUGCUCAGUAAUCCCAGGAACUGGGGAGCUUCCGCUUCCUUCACCAGCCGUUUGUUAACGAGUAUUCCAAGUAGAAUCGUUCUGCCCUGGACACUAGCAGGUGUGACAUUUUCUCAACUCACUCCUGUGACAUGGUCACAUAGCUUGCGUUCAGUAGAAAGAGAUGUUUUACCGGAAGAAUGGGUCUCACAAUAUCACCAAUUUUGGGAUUCAUUGCACACAGAAGGUCUGGGAAAAAAAUGGAGAGAACUUAACGACGAUUUGGACCAAUUCUUGCAAGAAAAGAUUCACAGUGCCCGCAAAUUCCUCAUCAAUAGGCAAAACAACAAGCCUUAG